Molecule: messenger RNA, 1451 nt
Organism: Oppia nitens
Lineage: Eukaryota; Metazoa; Arthropoda; Arachnida; Sarcoptiformes; Oppiidae
Product: tRNA (guanine(10)-N2)-methyltransferase homolog
Exons: 3
Coding region: 111-1403 (430 amino acids)
Biological process (GO): methylation
Cellular component (GO): cytoplasm
Molecular function (GO): nucleic acid binding
Source: RefSeq, a predicted model, not a curated record
GAUGUCUGAAACACGUUGUCUAUGAAUAGGUUCUGACAGUCAGUCAGUUCUUCAGUGACUUAUUUUUUUCUUCAGUUGAUCCGUGCGAUUGAUUUUCGAAGAGACGACAAAUGUCUGAAUACUUGCUAUGGUUUGCCAAUCAAUACAAUGAUUUCAGAGUUUCGGAGUUUGAAAGUUUGUGUUCACUUUUGGCCAUCGAUUUCUUGUACAGCGAACAGCCGUCCGAUAAGCCAUUCAUAAUAUUCCGAAGCAAUGCCACUGAUAGACAACUGAAACAAUUGAUGUCGCGGACAGUGUUGGCCCGCAAUAUCUACGAACUGUGGAUCAAUUCGGAUCAAUUGACCAAAUUCUACGAUGACCUACGCCAGUGUCCGCGCUGUCGAUUACCGCAAUAUCGGAACAGUUCGUUUAGGAUCUAUGUGGACGCCUAUAAUAAAAAGUUGUCGUUAGCGGACAAAAUCGAAAAGAUCGAAACAAUCGGAUUUUUACCAUUUGAAGGACCGAUUGAUUUGCGGACACCCGAUCAUAGUUUUCAUCUGUUUGAAUACUAUGGCAGCGAUUCAAAUAUAAUACCUGAGGAACCAAUUCAGAUCUUAUUCGGUAGACAUCUAUACAAAAGUAAUCGAAAAGUUUGCGCAAAAUUGUCGCUAAAAACGAGAAAAUUUAUCGCCAAUACAUCAAUGGAACCGCUAUUAGGUUUAUUGAUGACAAACAUUGCUAGAAUUACUGCCAAUGAUUUAGUACUGGAUCCGUUUGUUGGAUCCGGUAGUCUAUUAGUUGCCGCAGCUUAUUGUGGUGCCUAUGUUUUUGGUACUGAUAUUGAUUAUAAACUAAUCCAUGGACUGACCAAACCGUCCAGAGCUGGCGUCAAACAGAGAGACGAAGACGAAAGUAUUUUAGCUAAUCUAAAGCAAUACGGAUUACAAGACAAGUAUAUCGAUGUUGUGGCCGCCGACGCGUCGCUACCGAUUUGGCGAAAAGAAAAACGUUUAUCCAUUGACGCCAUCAUUACUGAUCCGCCGUACGGUAAACGUGAAUCUCGGGAACGUAUUGGCACCGAAAAACAGUAUAAAAUACCGGAUGAACUGAUCGAUGGCCACAUUCCAGCAAAAGUUGAAUACAAUUUGUGUGAUAUUUUCAGUGAUUUACUCAGUUUUAGUGCUUUUCAUUUGAAAAUCGGCGGACGACUAGUAUUUUGGGUGCCAUUAGACAAACAAAAUAAUAAAACCAAUUUCGAUAUUACCACCGAUUGUCAUCCAUGUCUUAAAGUGAUAUCAAUUAGUGAACAACAAUUAUCGACAUAUAUGUCAAGGAUUUUAAUAUGUGUCGAAAAGUUCAGAGAAGAAGAACUAGAAGAAUACAGUGAAGUAAUAGUAGUUAAUAAUAGAGAAGAUGUUCAUUAAAAAUACCAAAAUAUAGAUAUAAAUUGUAUAUAAAUUAAAAAAACAAAA